This is a messenger RNA of Camellia sinensis, 1334 nucleotides long. RefSeq names its product nuclear transcription factor Y subunit A-3. Lineage: Eukaryota; Viridiplantae; Streptophyta; Magnoliopsida; Ericales; Theaceae. Gene Ontology annotation, biological process: regulation of DNA-templated transcription. Gene Ontology annotation, cellular component: CCAAT-binding factor complex. Gene Ontology annotation, molecular function: DNA-binding transcription factor activity; DNA binding. The record is from RefSeq and is a predicted model, not a curated record.
GAGAGAGAGAGUGUGAGAGAGAAAAGAGUUGUAGAUAAGGAGAAAAAAAAAAAAAAAUAAACAGAGAGGGUUUCGAGGAAAGGAGACAUGCCCAAUUUCAUUCCAACAACUCUGUUUCUUGUUUCUUCUCACCUUACCCGAUCCCAAAGCUAAUCUAAUAAAGUAGAUGGCUAUACGAGUUCAAAAUUUUCCCAAGAAAGCUUUUGAUCAAAGUUCUAUUUAUUCAAUGUCCAAUUUUGCUGUUAAUUGCCCAUCAUGGUGGAAUUCACAAGAACAACAAUUUCCUCAAUCCAUAUCCAAACAUUUAAGCUUGAAAUUGGAAUCUCCACCUCAACUCUGUGAGGAGGCAAGGCAUUUACGUCUUCAACGACAUGACCAGGACUCAUCUUCAACUCAAUCGACUGUUCAAUCUCACCAUGAAGUGACUGCUAUGGGAGGGACGAAUGCUCAAGAUCAAAGCAUUUCAUCAGAAUCUGUUCCAGAUGAAAGCUAUGAAAAGCAUUCAGAAUUUGUUAAUAUCAGUCCUUCACAGAUUGAUUCUAGCCAGUCAAUUAAUCACAUUCCACAUCCUUAUGCUGAUCCUUACUGUGGUGGGUUAUUCGCUUCCUAUGGUCCACCAACUGUAAUUCAGCCACAAAUGGUGGGAAUGACUCCUGCCCGGGUUGCACUGCCUCUUGAUCUAGCAGAGGAUGGUCCUAUUUAUGUCAAUUCAAAACAAUACCACGCAAUCCUCAGAAGGAGACAGAUGCGUGCAAAGCUUGAGGCCCAAAACAAACUAGUCAAAACUCGAAGGCCUUAUCUUCAUGAAUCUCGGCAUGUGCAUGCCCUAAAUAGGGUUAGGGGAUCUGGGGGACGCUUUCUCAGCACGAAGAAGCUUCAACAACCUGAUCUGACUCCCACCCCUGAUUCCCGGUGCAUCUCGAAUUCGAUUCACUCAUAUAAAAAAGAUGCAUCCGAGUUUGAAAUCUGUCAGUCAGAAACUGUGGAACGUGGUGCAUCAAUCCCUUCCUUCUCUAACGUCACAGGCGUUUCAAACAGUGAUGUUUUCCAGCAGCCAUAUCACAGGUUCUCAGCCAUCUCUCCUCACACGGAUGUUGGCAAUGGAACUCGGCACUGUGCUUCGGUCAUCCGGUGAGACAUUGGAACGAGCAAACCGUGUCAGUGGUUGGGCAAUUCAUCCUUGGCUUUGUCACCUUUAUUUUAACUGCUUUGAGCUUACUAAAAAAAAAAUAGUAGUAGAGACACCGUCGUGUGCUAAAUUACUGUGCUGCUUGUUUUCUUCUACGCACCAAAAACUGUGUUUUGAAAGAGGUUCAUGUUUGGCAUGUCAUCCA